Lachancea dasiensis is the source of this 2988-nucleotide messenger RNA. NCBI's taxonomy places the organism in Eukaryota, Fungi, Ascomycota, Saccharomycetes, Saccharomycetales, Saccharomycetaceae. The record is from the annotation of a GenBank genome assembly.
AUGAGCAACUCUUUCGCAAGUUUGUUUAAGUCACGAAUUCUUCAUGUUGAUCUGACAGGACAUAAGGAUAGCGGUUCCAGGGCCCCGGAACUGGCGAACGAGAGUGCAAUAAUCGAACGAUCUCGGCCCCAUUCUAAUAGCUCCAACGCUCUCAAUGCUAUAAAAGAGGAAGAACGAUCUGUUUCAGGGUCCAGCUGCUCCGAUUGCAAUUCCAAAGAGGGCUCCGGUUUCGGCCAAACAGUGCCAAAGAGCGGUAAGCUGCGGAACUUAAAAGACCGAAUUACUAGCUUUCCGGACUUGAAAUUUCGCUCUUUUUCAAGCUUGUCUAGCAUGGGGCAAUCAAGUUCUAGCGUAUCGUCGACAUCUGAUGUCCAAGGUCUCUCCUCCGCAAGCGGUAGUGUUAUACUGACGACUGGCCCUGUCUCCAAUAGCGCUAACAAACUGCCGUCGUCAACCUCCAGUUCAACGCCGGACAGGUCGCCCAUAAUCUCUGUUACCUGCGAAAAGAAAUGCAACGCGAGAAAAGAGUCUGUCAAGCAGUCCCGGCAUAGUGCUUCAGAAAAGCGACUAAGUGGCAGCAGUAUUACUCGCACUAAUACCGGAUCCUCCAGCACGUCAUUAAACCGGAAUGUACCUAAGUCAAAGCAUAGGGUUAGUCUUAUAAGGUCCAACUCCGACAAUAAUCAGCGCAGAAGCCUAGGUGUUGAUAAACAUGUCUCAGAAAGCACCUUUGUUCAAGGGUGCGACACUGGCCUGCUAAAUUUCGCACAAAAAAGACAACGAAGUCGAACAGUGGGUGCCUCUGAUUUCGAAAACAAGAGUAACUCUCCGACACAGUCACUGAGAAAUUUGAAGGUAAGGACAGAUAUAAAUAAUGACAAAAGCCCCUCAAAUGUGAACAGUGAGAAGCUUCCAUCGAAUACAAAUUUUCUAUUACCACCAUCAGGCCCUACUCACGCAAGGCAAUCGAGCUCUUCUAGACAGUCUACUACUAGCUCCAGAAGAAGUAGCUCCCUCGUCAAUGCUCUUAGUAAUCUAGUGACAAUGAGAUCUGCAAGCGUUUCAAGCCGCACUUCGUCGUAUAAGGCUGCCGUUGCGUUUGAGGACCUCCCCACCCCACCGGCACCAGAGCUAGAGGAAACUGUAGAACAAUACCUGAGAAAUAUUUCCAACUUUGGCAAUUACCUAGCAAUUGUUUUGACUGAGAGAAAUGAUGAGUUUAAAGAUCUGUGCCUCACUGAGUUUUUGAGAAAGGAAUUUGAUUUUGCCAUGGAGCCUUUGGAUAUAUCGUUACGAAAGCUACUCUUAUUUUUAGAGUUACCAAAGGAGAGCCAACAAAUUGAUAGAGUGCUUUCAGCGUUUAGCAGGGUCUACCUUGAGCAAACUAAGAGCAUAUGUGUUUGGAAUAAGGAUGAGGAGGUGCUUUCUAUGUCAUUCUCUUUGUUAAUGCUACACACCGAUCACUUUAACGCCAACAAUAAAAUUAAAAUGACGAAGCAAGAGUUUGUUAAAUUGAUGCGAACUGAGGAUGAUUCCAAAGUAGCACAAACACCAAAAGAGAUCCUGGAGUACUUUUAUGACAACAUAACUGCUCGCGAGUUCUCAAAAAAUAUAGUCUUGGAUCAAAAUUUCUACGGCAACGGUGAAGGUGAGGAUGAUUAUGAGUACGCUACUAGCACGGAUGCAGAAUAUUCUCCAAAAAGGCUUAUAAAGGAAAAGAAGUUGGUUCUUCGGUCUGGUACCAGUACAUCUUCAUUCACCAAAUACGACAGCGUGCAAACAGUCACUUAUUUUGGGCUUAAUAGCUCCGGCCUACAGAUCAGAACCUCGUCACUGAGAGGGGAUUGUCUUGACAUCUAUCAUCAAAUUGCUUCGGAUAACAUCCAGUCAUGUACAAUAGGAGCCGAAGUUCUGCUACCGAGUUUCGAAAAGAUUUCCGUUCCAGUUUCGCUUGACUGUCAACAUUUAAAGUAUCUGUCAAUAAUGAAAGAGACCAAAGGUGGAUAUUUGCUGCUGCGUAAAUCUGUUCUAGAAUCAAUUCCUGAUAUGCCACUAGAUGUUUUGGAGCCUCCAGUGGGGCAAAUUGAAAACCGGUACUUGAAGAUCAUUCAAAUGGGGUGUAUUGAGGAACGGAUAACCAACCGUAAAUUCUCGCUCGUCGGAAACGUCAGUCGACAAUGCUGGAAGCGAUAUUUUGGCGUAUUGACAACGUCCUGCCUAUUGCUCUUCAGUAACAUGGAUUGGGUCGAGCCACGGCUUGCUGUAGACAAGACAACGGGAACCUCAAACUAUAUUAUUGACUGUCCUUCAUCAACGGAUUUGGCAAGAAAUCUUGGUUCUAGUGGGCUUUUCGCCAUGCGCGUAGCGGAAACUGGUGGACAAGAUUGUUCAGCAGACGAAUCGCCCGAAGACUGCCAUAGUGCUGGACAUUGGGCAAUGUACAUUUACAGCAGAAGCAAAAGGCUUAUUUUUGCAUGCCCAAAUAAGCAGGAUCGUGACAACUGGAUUGACGCCAUUAAUGUUGUUGCGGCAACCGAUAGUUGCUCCAUAAAUAUGAAUGCAAUUCCAGGUACUGCCGUGACCCCGCGUAAGUUCAGUGUUAACGAAAAGCUCAGAAAGCUUAAAACAACGCGAGUCCCAAGAGAAGAAAAGUUCCGAAGAACUAAUGCAUUACUUCAAUAUGUGAAAUGCUUAGUCCCUCUAAAUGCCAAAAUUAAGGCAGCAGUUGUUGAUUACCUCAAGUUGCUAGAACGACGUUUGCAAUGGAUUCAAUACGAAUCUUGCAGAAACGAAGUAUUUUCGCAAGUCUUGCUGAUGGUAGCUGACAGUGCUCACGACGCAGAAGACGAGAAGGACCUCGGCGAUUCAAUCGAUCAGAGUUUCAUCUUUGAUGACAGCUUGAUACCUUGUAAUACGGAUUCAUCGUCGGACCCACUGCGAAAAGCAAGUUCCACCGACGGUGACAUCUUGGCAAGCUUGCGGAAUUAG